This is a messenger RNA of Lachancea sp. 'fantastica', 480 nucleotides long. The record is from the annotation of a GenBank genome assembly. NCBI's taxonomy places the organism in Eukaryota, Fungi, Ascomycota, Saccharomycetes, Saccharomycetales, Saccharomycetaceae.
AUGGCCCAGGAGCUAGGCGCCGACAAUGUAGUGCUCUUGGAGCAUUUGUUGCGGGUGAAUUGUCAACAACAAGCGCUGUUCAACAGUUUUGUAGUAAGACCAGAACAAUUAGGAAAAUGCAACACAGCUGUGUGGGCAUUUCGAACGCUGGACAAAUUCAGAGUGCUGUAUGAGCUCAGUGAUGUGAUGCAGGAUGACCAUGCACUAUCAGAUGUAGCACUGUACGCUCUUCUGGAGAAGCUAAAUUUGUUAUUCUCGCGAGGUCCGCAAUGGGAAGAACCACAGGUUUUGGAUGUGAGGGCACUAACUGUAGCUUUGAUGGAGCUGCUGAUUCGAAUCUGCAAUGUGGUUUGUGCAGACGCUUUGACCUCGAAAGUACGACCCUCGCUGCAAAAAUCGGUUGUUGCAGCGAUUCGCACGCAGUUCAUCAUAGAGUACACACAGGAGAUUUGGGACCUGCUUGAAGUGGACGGAAGUUGA